AUGGAGCCCAUGGUUAUUGAUGAAGUUCUCACUGGUACCCACUGCCAGGUCUUCCACCCUGAGCAGCUCAUCACAGGCAAGGAAGAUGCUGCCAAUAACUAUGCCCGUGGCCACUACACGGCCGACCAGUGCACAGGUCUUCAGGGCUUCUUGGUCUUCCACAGCUUUGGUGGGGGAACUGGCUCUGGGUUCACCUCCCUGCUGAUGGAGAGGCUCUAUGUUGAUUACGGACAGAAGUCCAAGCUGGAGUUCUCCAUCUACCCAGCCCCCCAGGUUUCCACCGCUGUGGUUGAGCCCUACAACUCCAUCCUCACCACCUACACCACCCUGGAGCACUCUGAUUGUGCCUUCAUGGUGGACAACGAGGCCAUCUAUGACAUCUGUCGUAGAAACCUCGACAUUGAGCGCCCCACCUACACUAACCUUAACCACCUCAUUAGCCAGAUUGUGUCCUCCAUCACUGCUUCCCUCAGAUUUGAUGGAGCCCUGAAUGUUGACCUGACAGAAUUCCAGACCAACCUGGUGCCCUACCCUAGCAUCCACUUCCCUCUGGCCACAUAUUCCGCUGUCAUCUCUGCUGAGAAAGCCUACCAUGGGCAGAUUUCUGUAGCAGAGAUCACCAGUGCCUGCUUCGAGCCAGCCAAACAGAUGGUGAAAUGUGACCCUCGCCACGGUAAAUACAAGCCUUGCUGCCUGCUGUACCGUGGUGAUGUGGUUCCCAUUGCCACCAUCAAGACCAAGCGCAGCAUCCAGUUUGUGGACUGGUGCCCCACUGGCAUCAAGGUUGGCAUUAAUUACCAGCAUCCCACUGUGGUACCUGGUGGAGACCUGGCCAAGGUCCAGAGAGCUGUGUGCAGGCUGAGCAACACCACAGCCAUUGCUGAGGCUUGGGCUUGCCUAGAUCCCAAAUUUGAUCUGAUGUAUGCCAAGCGUGCCUUUGUGCACUGA
This is a messenger RNA of Microtus ochrogaster (prairie vole), 948 nucleotides long. Its product is annotated as tubulin alpha-1B chain-like. Gene Ontology annotation, molecular function: GTP binding; structural constituent of cytoskeleton. Gene Ontology annotation, cellular component: microtubule. The coding region runs from base 1 to 948 and encodes 315 amino acids. The record is from RefSeq and is a predicted model, not a curated record. The transcript is spliced from 2 exons. NCBI's taxonomy places the organism in Eukaryota, Metazoa, Chordata, Mammalia, Rodentia, Cricetidae. Gene Ontology annotation, biological process: microtubule-based process.